Molecule: messenger RNA, 2323 nt
Organism: Centropristis striata (black sea bass)
Lineage: Eukaryota; Metazoa; Chordata; Actinopteri; Perciformes; Serranidae
Product: complement C1s subcomponent-like
Exons: 11
Coding region: 51-2123 (690 amino acids)
Biological process (GO): proteolysis; complement activation
Cellular component (GO): extracellular region
Molecular function (GO): calcium ion binding; serine-type endopeptidase activity
Source: RefSeq, a predicted model, not a curated record
GGAAGGAGAGAUAGAGAGGUAGUUUAUUUGUCAGGAGAUUUGAUCGGAACAUGAUGUUGAGAUUAAGUCUCCUGCUUCUCCUGUUCUCCUGCCCGGCCCGCUCGGAGCUGCUGGGAUGGGUGGAGUCUCCGGGGUAUCCCAGUGGAUACUUGCCCCAUGCCAGUCUGAACUGGAGCAGGUGUGCCCCCAAAGGUCACACCCUCUCCAUCAAGCUCAUCCACCUGGACCUGGAGGACAGCCAAGACUGUCACAACGAUGCAGUAAAGGUCUUUUCCAAUGGAAGCCUGAUCUCCGUUCUGUGUGGCAAAAGGGAAUUUGAGGAGCUUCAGACCACCGUCAAUCCCUCGCUCGUCUCCUUGUCGGGCGGCUGCCUCUCUCUCACGUUCCACUCCGACUUCUCAAACACCAAGAGGCACACCGGCUUCAGAGGCUUUUAUACCGAUCAAGACUUUGACGAAUGCCGCGACGAUCCUGACAACGGAUGCACCCAGUUCUGUCACAACUACGUCGGAGGGUACUACUGCUCCUGCCGCCAUGGCUACUACCUGGACGCGGACAAACACACUUGCACAGUGAGCUGUACGGAGGAUCUGUCAGAGCUGACUGAAGGUGACGUAUCCAGUCCAUCCUGGCCGGCUUCAUACGCAGAAAAUGCCAACUGUCAGUACAUCCUGUCUGUGAGUGCCACCCUGCAGCUGGAGCUGCACUUCUCUGAUGACUUCGAUGUGGAGCAAAGCCCUGAUGGAGAAUGCAUUGACGCACUGCGGAUUGAGACUUCCUCUGGGACUCUGGGGCCAUUCUGCGGCAAAAAACCUCCCCCAUCUCCCUUUCUGACUCACUCCAACAACGUCCAAAUCCGCUUCAGCUCUGACAGCUUCGGCGAUAACAAAGGCUUCUCUCUCCACUUCAGGACCAGAGACAAGGUGUGUCCAGCAAUGGUGACCCCCCACUCCACUACGGCUCCUCAGGAAGAAGAAUACCGUCGGGGUGAUACAGUGACAGUAACUUGCGAUCUUGGCUAUGUUGCAAAUGCUGAAGGCACCCAGACCCUGUCGUCAAAGUAUGAAACAACAUGCCAGAAUACAGGCGUAUGGACCCCCAGUUACAUCUGUGAACCUGUGGAUUGUGGGAUUCCUAAAAUCCCAUUAGGGGGCAUCCUGCAGAUGGUGGGCUCAGCUAACCUACAGACUCAUUACGAAGGCCAGGUCCAGUUUAGCUGCAGCUCAAAGUACUACACACUGGAAGGAGAUGACACGUACACUUGCGGUGCCAGUGGUAAAUGGACAUCAGGUGAUGGCAACACAGAGAUGCCGAAAUGCAUCGAAGUGUGUGGGAAACCUGAAAAAAGCCCUGCAAGUGCAGGCAGAAUUAUGGGAGGUAAGGCAGCAAAGCUGGGAGAGAUACCGUGGAAUCUUCUAAUCAAACACCCAAGAGCUGGAGCGUCACUGAUCAGCGACCGCUGGGCUGUCACAGCAGCUCAUGUGGUGGAAGGGACAGAGGACACCACUCUGCGUCUGUAUGGUGGACUGGUAGAUGGACGAACAUCAGACACGGCACCUCAUGUCGUGAUCAUGGACAGUGAGAGGAUCAUAAUUCAUCCCGGCUACGACAAGAGCAUUUCUUCUGAGGAACGCAUUAAUUUCGACAAUGACAUUGCUCUCAUCAGAUUAGCGUCCAGGGUGAAUUUAGGCCCAAACCUCCUUCCCAUUUGUCUGCCAGAGGUUAACAGGGGCUUUCUUGAUCAUGAACAAGGUACAGUGUCAGGCUGGGGGGCAACAGGAACACAUUCUCGCUCUCCCACAUUACAAUUCACUCAUAUUGGAGUCUACCCCCAUACAGAUUGCAAUAAUACACCUUACACUCCCAAAACUAACAGACGCACCGUAUUCACUGAUAACAUGUUCUGUGCUGGAGAAGAGGGAAAGGACAGCUGCAGGGGAGACAGUGGAGGUCCGUUUGUUUCUCCUACGUUGGCCGCAGGCAGAGAUCGUUACUAUUUGACCGGCAUCGUGUCCUGGGGAGCUCUCUGUCGCCUUAAGCAGCACAAGGGUUAUUACACAAAAGUGGAGAACUAUGUUACAUGGAUUAAGCAGACGAUAGACACGAUAGAAAAGUCUUCUUAGACAGAGGAAAGAUGAGGGGUGAUAUACUUUACUAACCAUAAUAACGUAAUCAAUUUCAGGACUGAUUCUAAUCUCUACAGUAAAAAUGACUAUGAAAAUAAAGAGCAAUCUUGUAAUCAAAUGUAUCAACAUUAAUAACAUUAAUCUGUGUUCACAUUGUGACUUACUUCACUUCUGUAUUAAAGGAAUUUGCAAAUUAA